Messenger RNA from Zingiber officinale, 7222 nucleotides. Its product is annotated as protein CELLULOSE SYNTHASE INTERACTIVE 1-like. Gene Ontology annotation, cellular component: cellulose synthase complex. NCBI's taxonomy places the organism in Eukaryota, Viridiplantae, Streptophyta, Magnoliopsida, Zingiberales, Zingiberaceae. The record is from RefSeq and is a predicted model, not a curated record. Gene Ontology annotation, biological process: anisotropic cell growth; regulation of cellulose biosynthetic process. Bases 404 to 6859 code for a protein of 2151 amino acids. Gene Ontology annotation, molecular function: microtubule binding. The transcript has 8 exons.
GCGGACGCCGAUCCGCUACGAGCCGGAGAUAUGAUCACUCGCUUCGCUGUUUACUAGUUGUCGGUGGAAGCUGGGAGGGGAGGAGAGUGAACGCGGCGAGAGCUUUGGAGAGCGAUGCGAGCUCGCUGUAAAUAAUGAGCUAUAUAUUCGAUUCGGUUGGUGGAAAAUAAUUGGAUCAUCCUGAUCAGGGAGCUUCUUUUACCUCCCCGCUCGAUCGAAGGGGAGGAGAAAAGGCCAGACUCCGAUUUCCGUCUCCGGAAAUCUAGCGGCAUUUGGUGCCCUUUCUGUCGCCUUGUCUGUUUAAAGAUCUUGAUUGUUCCUUUUUCUGCUGAAUAAAUCGGGACGCUGGUUGUGUAAAGCGGCAGUUGGGUCUACCCAGUGAAGCCUCUUCAUCUCAGUAAAAAUGACGACAACACUCACUUGGCAGUAUACCAGCAGCAAUGGUGGAAGCUACGGAGCUUCAGAUUUGGAGAGGAAGCUGGAUGCUAAAGUCCAAGAACUGGAACCGCCAACCCCGCUAUCAGUCUCAAAAAUGGGCCUGAGGGAUCGUGGUAGCAUGGAUGACACUGAUGGAACUAUUUCAAGUGUUGCCCAAUGCAUAGAGAAGUUGCGUCAGAUUUACUCUACUGAUCAAGAGAAAGAGAACUCUUUGAAAGAGCUACUAGAUCUGAUCAUAACUCGUGAAAGUGCUUUUGGGGCUGUUGGUUCUCAUUCCCAGGCAGUUCCUGUUCUUGUUGCUCUUCUCAGAUCAGGGUCAUCAGGAGUGAAGAUUCUGGCUGCAACUGUUUUAGGAUCACUUUGCAAGGAGGAAGAAUUAAGAGUGAAAGUACUACUUGGUGGAUGCAUUCCUCCUUUACUUGCCUUGCUUAAAUCCAGCUCAGCUGAGGGCCAAACAGCUGCUGCAAAAUCUGUUUAUGCUGUUUCACAAGGUGGAGUGAAGGAUCAUGUAGGCUCCAAGAUUUUUUCAACUGAAGGUGUUGUGCCUGUCCUGUGGGACCAACUGAGAAAUUAUCCCAAAACUGGAAGCACAGUUGGUAGUUUGCUUAUUGCUGCUUUAAAAAACUUAUCCAAAAACACUGAGGGAUUCUGGUCAGCAACUAUAGAAUUUGGUGGAAUUGAUAUACUAAUAAAUCUUAUUGCUUGUGGCCAAACAAGUACCUUGGCAAAUGUUUGCUAUCUUCUUGGAUGUGUAAUGACGGAAGAUGCAUCAGUUUGUUCUCGAGUAACAGCUGCAGAAACCACCAAGCAACUCUUGAAGUUGAUCGGACCUGGUAAUGAAGCCUCUGUUAGAGCUGAGGCUGCAGGCACUCUUAAAGCACUUUCUGCACAGUGUAAGGACGCAAGACGUGAGAUUGUCAAUUUAAGUGGAAUUCCUUCUUUGAUAAAUGCAACUAUAGCCCCAUCAAAAGAAUUCAUGCAAGGGGAAUCUGCUCAAGCAUUACAGGAAAAUGCAAUGUGUGCAUUGGCUAAUAUAUCUGGCGGGUUGUCAUAUGUGAUUUCCAGCCUUGGUGAGAGCCUUGAAUCAUGCAGUUCACCUUCACAGAUAGCUGACACAUUGGGCGCUUUAGCUUCAGCCUUAAUGAUAUAUGAUUUGAAGGCUGAUUCUAUCAGGGCUUCAGACCCUUCAGUUAUUGAGAAAAUAUUGGUCAAGCAGUUUAAACCAAACUUAUCAUUUCUUGUACAGGAGCGUACUAUUGAAGCCUUAGCUAGCUUGUAUGGGAACACCAUUCUCUCAAGAGCACUUAAGAAUCCUGAUGCAAAGCGCCUGCUUGCUUGUUUGAUAACCAUGACGACAAAUGAGGCACAAGGGGAACUUGUUAAGUCUCUUGUGGUAUUAUGCAACAAAGAUUGCAGUCUAUGGCAUGCACUGCGUGGUCGUGAUGGUGUUCAGUUGUUAAUCUCUCUUCUCGGCCUCUCUUCAGAGCAACAGCAGGAAUGUGCAGUUGCUUUGCUUUGCCUUCUGUCCAAUGAGAACGAUGAAAGCAAAUGGGCUGUAACUGCUGCUGGAGGGAUACCACCUCUUGUUCAAAUCUUAGAAACAGGAUCUUCAAAAGCAAAGGAAGAUUCUGCAACAAUCCUUGGCAACCUUUGUAAUCACAGUGAAGAUAUAAGAGCGUGUGUGGAAAGUGCUGAGGCUGUUCCUGCUUUACUUUGGCUGCUAAAGAAUGGAAGUGAUAAUGGGAAGGAAAUUGCAUCAAGAACGAUAAAUUAUCUAAUACAAAAGUCUGAUACUGGAACUAUCAGUCAGCUAUCAGCUUUACUAAUCAGUGAUCAGCCUGAGUCUAAAGUUCAUGUAUUGAAUGCGCUUAGAAGUCUGCUCUCAGUGGCUCCGCUCCCUGACAUUCUACGUGAAGGAAGUGCUGCAAAUGAUGCCAUUGAGACAAUGAUAAAAAUCUUGAUCUCAUCAAGGGAAGAAACUCAAGCAAGCUCAGCAUUAGCUCUUGCAGAACUCUUUGACAGCCGCAAAGACUUACGGGAAACCCCUGUUGCUACGAAGACUCUUUUGACUAUAAUAAAGCUCCUUAAUGUGGACUCAGAAAAACUUUUAGCUGAGGUUUCACGCUGCCUUGCUGCUAUUUUUCUUUCCAUUUUACAGAACAAGGAGGUUGCUGAAGUUGCUAGAGAUGUACUCGCCCAGCUAAUUCUGUUUGCCAAUUCCCCAGCUCUUACAGUGGCUGAGCAGGCGAUUCAUGCUUUGGCUAAUCUUUUUCUUGAUCAUGAAAUUGCUGCACAAGCAUUUCCAGAGGAUAUUAUUUUCCCUGCUACACGUGUCAUGGAAGAUGGCACUAUAGAUGGCAAAACUUAUGCUGCAGCAAUAAUUGCACGGUUUCUUCGUCAUCGCACCAUGGAUCAAACGUUAGCUGACAUUGUGAACCGUGCUGGAACGAUUCUCAAACUCACUGCAAUUCUUGAGUUUGCUAGUGUUGAAGAUUCAGCUACCUAUGAAGUUCUUGAUGCACUAGUGAUGUUGUCAAGGUCAAAAGGUUCAGUAGAACUCACAAAGCCACCAUGGUUAAUUCUUGCUGAAAAUCCCUCUAAGAUAGUCCCUCUGGUAUCUUGUAUAGCUGGAGGAACACCCUUAUUGCAAGAUAAAGCUAUAGAAGUGGUGUCGAAACUGUGUUAUGAUCAGCAAACUGUAUUUGGUGUUCUACUCUCUGAAGCUUCUGGAUGUGUGUCAUCAAUUGCAAAAAGGGUCAUUGAGUCAAAUAAUUUCAAGGUCAAAGUUGGGGCAAGUGCUCUUCUAAUAUGCACUGCAAAAGAGCAAAGCCAGAGGCUGAUUGAAGAUUUGCAUGAAUCAAGCUUAUGCAACCGACUUAUUCACUCUCUUGUUGGGAUGCUGCAGUAUAAAGGUUCUUCAGCUGACAAAAUAGAUGAUGAAUGGGCAACAGGUAUAAGAAUUAGUAGGAAUGCUACAGGGAAACCUAUAUCUGGAGAAAUUGAAUGCAACACAGCCUUGAUCUCUAGUAAUAUGAUGGCUCCAUGGCUGCUUGCUAAACUUGCUGUCCACACUAAAAGUUCCAAAACAACCCUAAUGGAGGCCGGGGCAGUUGAAAUUCUCACAGAUAAGAUCUCUCAGCACGGGUACCUGCCUAUACAGAGUGAUUCCAGAGAAGAUAACAGUAUAUGGGUUUCUGCUUUGCUCUUAUCGUUGCUAUUUCAAGACAGGGACAUUGUUCGAUCAAACGCAAUAGCACGCUCUAUUCCAGUGCUUUCAAGUUUAUUGAGAUCUGAGCAGUCUGCAAACAGAUAUUUUGCUGCACAAUCUUUGGCAAGUCUUGUCUGUAGUGGCAGCAGAGGAACUUUGCUUUCUGUUGCUAAUUCUGGAGCAGCUAGUGGUCUUAUAUCUUUGCUUGGUUUUUCAGACACAGAUGUCUCUGAUCUUAUAGAAUUGGCAGAAGAGUUCUCAUUGGUUCCAAAUCCACAACAAGUUGCAUUGGAGAGGUUAUUCAGAGUUGAUGACAUAAAGAUCAGCUCAACUUCACGGAAAGCCAUACCUCUUCUUGUUGAUCUACUCAAGCCAAUUCCAGAUCGACCAGGUGCACCAUUUCUGGCUUUGAGCCUUCUAACACAGUUGGCAAUAGAUUGCCCAUCUAACAAAGCGAUAAUGGUGGAAUCUGGGGCUUUAGAAGCACUAAAUAAGUACCUCUCGCUUGGUGUGCAAGAUACUACAGAAGAAGCUGCCACAGAUUUAUUGGGCAUCCUGUUUAGUACUGCUGAAAUAAGGCAACAUGAAUCAGCACAUAGUGCUGUUAAUCAACUUAUUGCAGUUCUGCGUCUAGGAAGAAGAAAUUCCAGGUACAGUGCUGCUAAAGCACUUGAGAGUUUGUUUUCAUCAGACCACAUUAGGCAUGGAGAAUCAGCUAGGCAAGCUAUUCAACCCCUGGUGGAGAUUCUAAGUGCAGGUACUACAAAGGAACAACAUGCAGCUAUUGCUGCACUUGUUAGAUUGCUCAAUGAUAACCCAUCAAGAGUUUCUACUGCUGUGGAUGUUGAGCUUAAUGCAGUGGAUGUUCUCUUCCGCAUUCUUUCAUCGAAAAAUUCUCUAGAACUGAAGGGGGAUGCUGCAGAAUUAUGUGCUGUCCUCUUUAGAAAUUCAAGAAUUCGGUCUACUGCAACUGCAGCACGCUGUGUGGAGCCUUUGAUGACUCUAUUGGUUGGCGAGGUCAGUCCUUCCCAGCACUCUGCAGUUCGGGCAUUGGAUAAGCUUUUGGAUGAUGAGCAGCUGACAGAUGUAGUUGCUUCACACGGAGCUCUUGUCUUACUGGUAAAGCUUCUGUCUGGUAGAAAAUAUAGCCUUCAUGAGGCUGUUGCUAUAGCAUUGACAAAAUUAGGAAAAAACAGGCCAGAUUAUAAGUUAGAAAUGGUGAAAUGUGGAGUAGUAGAAAAUAUACUUAGCAUCCUCUGUGAAGCUCCAGAUUUUUUGUGUGUUGCAUUUGCAGAACUUCUUCGGGUACUGACUAACAAUGCUAGUGUGGCUAAGGAUCCAUCAGCAGCCAAACUUGUAAAGCCACUUUUUCUUUUACUUUCAAAAUCCGAGCAUAGUGCAGAUGGACAGCAUAGUACGAUGAAGGUUCUUGUUAAUAUUUUGGAGCAAGACAGGUGUCAAACUAAUAAUUAUAAUCUGACUCCAAAACAGGCUGUUGAACCAGUUAUCUCUCUACUGGCUUCACCUACUCAAGCAGUACAACAAUCAGCAGCCGAACUCUUGUCAAUUCUACUUUUAGAGGAAGACCUGCAGAAGGAUCCAGUGACCGAGCAAGCAAUAAUUCCUCUCAUUCAAAUUCUUGGAUCAGGUUCAUGCAUUGUAUUGCAGAAAGCAAUAAAUGCUCUUGUUAUGAUUGUUAUGAUCUGGCCAAAUACAAUUGCAAAAGAAGGUGGCGUCCAGGAGUUAUCCAAGGUCAUACUUCAAUCUGAGACUCCCUUGCCUCAAUCGAUAUGGGAAUCUGCCGCUUCUAUCCUAUCCAGCAUCUUGCAGUAUAGCUCUGAAUAUUUUCUGGAGGUGCCUGUGGCUGUUCUAGCGCAACUGCUUCAUUCUGGAAUAGAAAGCACAGUCAUUGGUGCUCUUAAUGCCCUCCUUGUCUUGGAAAGUGAUGAUUCAACUAGUGCUGAAGCGAUGGCUGAAAGUGGUGCCAUUGAGGCUUUAGUGGAGCUUGUCGUGAGUCAUCAGUGUGAGGAAGCUUCAGCAAGAUUACUGGAAGCGUUAUUAAACAAUGUGAAGAUCAGAGAGACAAAGGCAGCUAAGGCCGCAAUUGCACCACUAUCAAUGUAUCUUCUAGAUCUACAAACACAGUCCCAGCAGGGGAAGAUGCUUGCAGCUCUUGCUUUGGGUGACCUUUUCCAGAAUGAAGGUCUUGCUCGAACUACAGAUGCUGUUUUGGCAUGUCGGGCUCUGAUAAAUCUCCUUGAAGAUCAUCCAACUGAAGAAAUGAAAGUUGUAGCCCUUUGUGCACUGCAAAACCUGGUAAGUUAUAGCCGAUCAAAUAAAAGAGCAGUAGCAGAAGCUGGUGGUGUCCAAGUUGUUCUAGAGCUUAUCAACUCAAGCAAUCCAGAUACAUCAGUUCAAGCAGCAAUGUUUGUUAAACUUCUUUUUUCCACUCAAACUAUUCAAGAAUAUGCUUCCAGUGAUACAGUGACAGCAAUUACUGCUAUGAUUGAGAAGGAUUUGUUAGCCUCAGGAAAUGUGAAUGAGGAGUAUUUAAAAGCACUAAGUGCACUGCUAAGCAACUUCCCUCGCUUGAGAGCCACUGAACCUGCUACACUGAGUAUUUCACUUUUAGUAAAAUCUCUCAAAACAGGAUCUGAGGUAUCUCAAGAGGCAGCAUUGGAUUCAUUAUUUCUUCUCAGGCAGGCAUGGUCUAUGUGCCCAAAUGAAGUUUACAAAGCUCAGUCAGCUGCAGCUUCAGAGGCAAUUCCUUUACUGCAAUUCUUGAUUCAGUCUGGCCCACCCCGGUUUCAGGAGAAGGCUGAGCUACUGUUACAGAGUUUGCCAGGGACAUUAACUGUUAUCAUAAAACGUGGGAACAAUUUGAAACAAUCAGUGGGAAAUCCAAGUGUCUACUGCAAACUUAGGCUCGGCAAUGAUUCACCUAGAACAACCAAGAUUUUAUCUACCGGUGCUAUGCCUGAAUGGGAUGAAAGUUUCUCCUGGGCAUUCGAAAGUCCACCCAAGGGUCAAAAGCUUCACAUAUCUUGCAAGAACAAGAGCAAAUUUGGAAAGAAAGCAUUUGGAAAGGUGACAAUUCUAGUCGACCAGGUUGUUGUACUAGGAUCAGCUGCCGGAGAGUACCUCCUACUUCCAGCAAGCAAAAGUGGAAUAGCUCGAAACCUGGAAAUAGAAUUGCAGUGGUCAAACAAAUAACAUCUUCUUUUACCUGUGUACCAUUCAUAUAGUUUAGUGUGACAGUUCUCCAUUUGCUCCCUUUUCUCCACUUGAGCAAUCCUCCCUGUGGCACCGUUUGCUAGGAAAUGUGUAUAGGAUUUUUUCUUCUGGUUCUUGCUUCAAUAUGAAAAGAGUGUUAUUCAAUCCUACCGCGUGUAAUGAAGUUAUUUUUUUUCCUUUUUUGCAUUCAAACAUAUUAAGAAAAUUUGAGAAUAUGUAUCUUUCAAUUUUUGUUCUUGGGUAACUAUAGUCUGUAAUCUAAACGGCUUCUUUUAUUAUUUUUUUUCUUAUAUGUAUGAAACACUUUUUUUAUUGAAUACAUUAAUCAGCAUUGGGGGAUUA